CAGUGUGAGUGUCCUAAUCAACAACUCUCAGCAGAGUGCAGAAGGCCAGGCUCCGCCAGCAUGGCUGCCCUGGUGCCCCUGCUCACCUGUUGGCUCUGCGCUGCGCUUUUCAUCGCUGCACUCCUCUGUGUUGUAAAAGGUUUUAAACGAUCAGCUUUAAAUUUACCUCCCGGUCCGUUUCCUCUGCCCAUCAUCGGCAACCUGCACCUGCUGGACAUCAGGAGGCAGGACAGGUCUCUGAUGAAGAUUUCGGAGAAAUAUGGGCCAGUGUUCACUGUCCACCUGGGGAUGCAGCAGGCGGUGGUGCUGAGCGGCUACGAGGCGGUGAAGGAUGCCCUUCUGAACACAGCGGAUGUGUUUGCAGACAGACCUGCUAUCCCCAUCUUCCAUCACAUCCAGCAUGGAAAUGGUGUGUUCUUCUCUUCCCAAGAGCUCUGGAAGACAACACGGAGGUUCACCUUGGCAGCUAUGCGGGAGCUGGGCAUGGGGAAGCGGCUUGCAGAAGAAAGGAUGCUCGAGGAGCUGCAGUUUCUCACUGAGCUGAUCAAAUCCUUCCAAGGUGGGCCAUUCCGACUUCGGCUUUUGAACACAGCCCCCACCAACAUCACCUUUGCUAUCCUAUUUGGGAGAAGGUUUGACUACGCAGACCCAACGUUUGUCACUCUGCUACGACUCAUUGAUGAAGUUAUGCUCCUUCUUGGCUCCCCAUUCCUGCACCUAUUUAAUUUCUACCCAUUUCUUGGAUUUCUUCUCAAACCUCACAAGAUGAUACUGAAAAAAGUAGAAGAGGUGUGUGUGAUCCUAAAGAAACAUAUCCAGGAAAGCAAAGCAAAUAUUAAUGGAAACAGCCUGAUGAGCUACAUUGAUGCUCUGGUCUUCAAACAAGAGGAGGAUAAUAAAAGCAAUACCAUUUUUCACGAUGCAAAUGUGUUGGCCUCUGCUCUUGACUUGCUCAUGGCUGGCACUGAAACCACAUCCACCACCCUGCAGUGGGCCGUCCUGCUGAUGAUGAAGUACCCCGAGAUUCAAAAAAAGGUGCAUGCAGAGAUUGAGCGCGUUCUUGACCCUGGCUGCCUGCCUACCUUUGAGGACCGGAAAAGCAUGCCCUUCACCAACGCGGUCAUCCACGAGGUGCAGAGAUUUGUCACCCUUCUGCCACACGUUCCGCGCUGCACCUCUGCUGACACCCAUUUUAAAGGCUAUUUCAUCCCCAAGGGAACAACAGUGAUUCCUCUGCUCUCCUCGGUGCUGCUGGAUAAAACUCAGUGGGAGACGCCGGAUGAAUUCAACCCCAACCACUUCCUUGAUGCAGAUGGGAACUUUGUAAAGAAGAAAGCGUUUCUGCCCUUCUCCACAGGGCGGAGAAACUGCAUUGGAGAAAGCCUUGCCACUGUGGAGCUCUUCAUCUUCUUCACGGGCUUGAUGCAGAAGUUCACCUUUAAGCCUCCCCCCGGGGUGAAGGAAUCAGAGCUGAACAUGGCAGCAGAGGCCGGGUUCACCAUGCGGCCGUCCCCGCAGUGUGCCUGUGCUGUGCUGCGCCGGGAGCCCCAGCCUCAGAGUGCACAGCAUCCCAUGUAGCUGCUCUCUGCAGAGCCCAGCAGAUGCACACAGGAGAAACCAGAUCUCACUAUGCAGUAUUUAGCAGCAAUUCUUACCCAAAGCCUUUCAGUUACUGGCGCUGUGCUUAAAAUGUGCUGAGCAAAUGGUUUUGUACGAAGCAGAGGAGAGCUGGGUCUGAGGUGAGCUGGGAAUAGCACCCAAAACAUGACGGGGAGUGACAGAACCAUCACUGUUUCACACAUUAAAUGCACAGUGAAAGGAAA
This is a messenger RNA of Centrocercus urophasianus (Greater sage-grouse), 1823 nucleotides long. Its product is annotated as cytochrome P450 2W1. The record is from RefSeq and is a predicted model, not a curated record. Gene Ontology annotation, biological process: xenobiotic metabolic process. Gene Ontology annotation, cellular component: cytoplasm; intracellular membrane-bounded organelle. The transcript has 9 exons. Lineage: Eukaryota; Metazoa; Chordata; Aves; Galliformes; Phasianidae. Gene Ontology annotation, molecular function: heme binding; oxidoreductase activity, acting on paired donors, with incorporation or reduction of molecular oxygen, reduced flavin or flavoprotein as one donor, and incorporation of one atom of oxygen; iron ion binding. Bases 61 to 1578 code for a protein of 505 amino acids.